GCUAGAAAGAAUAAGGACCACAAGAUUUGGAUAGCCUUUACUUCAUCUUCCUUCUUUUAUCACAACUAUUACAUAUAGUCAUUCUGCCUAUCAAUAAUGAACUAAGAAGCUAAAAAAGGAUUCAAAUAAUGGCAAUGCAUCAUUAUUUUCGUACAGAAACAACUGCGCCUUGUCAAUGGCGGACCCAAAAUUCCGUCAACGACACCAAACUUAGAAUUUUCACUAAAAGGAUUCAAAUUUACAUGACUCAGGAGCCGGCCUCAGAUAACCAAAAAGACAGAAUCCAGGAGGUAACAAUACGGCAAUCCAAUCAAUUUGCACCACUCGAAUCAGUUUUCAGGCGGCGUCUACUUACAGGGAUUGGCACAGCUUCUGUAGUAGCUUUGGGCGCCAAUUUUGCUGGAAUUACUAGUUCCUUACUAGGCCUAUCGCCUGAUGGAGCUCGGAGUCUCAGGCUUGAUGUAAUUUAUCCUAUCGGAGGUUAUACUCGAUGCCUUGAUACAAAUGAAGGAUUUGAGUUUGUAUAUCCAUCACAUUGGGUGGGAGAUCAAACUGUAUUGUACCGAGCAGCCGGAAAAGCAGAACGAUCACUAGAUCCGCCAUCGCUGCGAGAUCGGAGGGGUAAAAAUGUAAAUGAACCGGUGGUUGCAUUUGGUCCCCCGGGAUCAAAUGGGGAGCUUAAUGUUAGUGUCAUUGUUGCUCAAGUUCCUAUUGAUUUCUCGAUAGAGACAUUUGGAGGACCAAAGGAAGUAGGAGAGGCCAUUGUGAAGAUUAUUACAGGAUCAGGCAAAAGACCUAAUGUGAAAGGGACACUAAUUCAAGCAAAUUUAAGAGAUGAUUCUAACAAAAAAUUUUACACAUUAGAAUUCCAAGUUGAAAGCCCUACAUUUCAGAGACACAAUGUUGCUGUUUGUUGUGCCAGAGGAGGAAAGUUAUUCACUUUGAAUUCACAAGCUCCACAAUCAAUUUGGCCAAUGGUGAAAGAAGAUUUCUACAAAAUAGCUCAUUCUUUUAGCUUAACAUCAUGAAGUCGUAAACCGAACAGAAUAUAGGCUUGCUUGCUAUAUUUGAUUCAGGACCUUUUGAUGUUGCGACUCUUUUAGAUUUAGUGCCUAAUAAAAGAAAAAAAUUUAAAUUUAA
Solanum dulcamara is the source of this 1140-nucleotide messenger RNA. Its product is annotated as psbP domain-containing protein 7, chloroplastic. The record is from RefSeq and is a predicted model, not a curated record. NCBI's taxonomy places the organism in Eukaryota, Viridiplantae, Streptophyta, Magnoliopsida, Solanales, Solanaceae. Gene Ontology annotation, biological process: photosynthesis. Gene Ontology annotation, molecular function: calcium ion binding. Gene Ontology annotation, cellular component: photosystem II; photosystem II oxygen evolving complex; extrinsic component of membrane. The transcript is spliced from 3 exons. Bases 129 to 1028 code for a protein of 299 amino acids.